CCUGCGGGCAGCAGGAAGAAGCCACCUGUUGGAUUGCUUUAGCCAUUUUCUUCCCAACUCUCGCAGUUGCCCCUUAGGGAAGCCGCAGACCUUAAGCCUUUUCCGGAAAAAGAGGUCCGGGGAGGUAGACAGGGACACCGGAGGGGUAUCACGUGCCGAAGGAGGGGUGAGUCCGGUGAACCGGCCCAUGGGGCGGGGACCAGAAUAGGAGAAAGGGCAAGGACAGAGGAGGUCUUUAUUUGUUCGUUUUCAAGACGGAACUCACAGCCCUUUAUCUGCAGACCCGUUGGCGCACCUGCCUGAGGCACUCUGUCGGCCUCGGAAAGAGAGAAGGGCGGAGGUGCCUUUUGGCCGGUCUAGGCUUCCUCUCGUCUGUGUCGUUCCCCGGCCCCAAACCAUAGAGCCGCAUGGCUUCCGCGGUCUGGGGGAGUGCCCCCUGGUGGGGCCCGCCGCCCCCGGCCCCAGCCCGCCCGCUCACGGACAUCGACUUCUGCUCCGGAGCGCAGCUCCAGGAACUGACCCAGCUCAUCCAGGAGCUAGGAGUGCAGGAGAGCUGGAGAGACGGGCCCAAGACGGGCCCAGACCUCCUCCGGGCCAAGGACUUUGUUUUUUCUUUACUCGGUCUGGUUCACCGCCGAGACCCCCGUUUUCCGCCCCAAGCAGAGCUCUUGCUGCUUCGUGGCGGGAUUCGCGAGGGCUCCGUGGAUCUGGGGCCUUCACCCCUAGGCCCCUAUGCCCGGGGGCCUCACUACGACGCCGGCUUCACCCUGCUGGUGCCCGUGUUUUCUCUCGAUGGCAUCGGGCAGGAGUUGCAACUGGACAUGGAAUCCUGUUAUGCCCGGCUCUGCCUCCCGGAAUUGAUGCAGGGAACCUCGGUGCGAAAGGCAUGGCAGGACUGCCUGGGACCCCCAGUCCCAGGAGGACGCGACUCGGUCCCCCGCACCGAAAGCGAACAAAGUCCCCAGGAUCAGCCAAGCUCCGUGGACCAACCGCCCGGUGACGUCACCGAGCUGGACCCGCACGUGUCUUUGGAAAAAUCACCUAGUAACCGUUCGGGGCCCGAGUCGCCUCGGCCAGAUGUAACCGACCUCGGCUUUCCCGCAUCCCCGAAAGAACUGGGUGGUGACGUCACCAAAGCAACCACGGAGAGUCCUGCACCGCCGCUGUCGGAGGCUCCGGAGGCGUGGCCCACAUUGUGUCCGGCCAAGGUGGCUGCGUGGUUCUUUGCUGUGCUGGCUGAGGUCGCCAAGUCCCUGAUCCCGGUCCCUGGUGCCCCGCUCUUGGUCCACGCAGCCCGCCACGCGGGAUUCACCACUAUCCUCCUGGCUACUCCAGGGCCCCCACGCCGUCUCCUGCUUUUCGACCUGAUCCCCGUGGCGUCCGUGAAUGGCUGGCCCGAGGGGGCUCGGAGCCACUCGUGGGCCGGCCCGCUGGCCUCCGAGUCGUCGUCCUUCUACCUGGUGCCGGGCGGGGACACAGAGCGGCCGGGCGCUUCCGGCUGGCAGCUGUGCUUCGCCCGCCAGGAGCUGGCGCUCAAGGCGCUCAUACCCGCCCCGCUGCUGCAAGCGCACGCGGCGGCCCAGGCGCUGUUGCGCCCGCUGGUGGCCGGGACCCGGGCCGCGGCGCCCUACCUUCUGCGGACGUUGCUCUACUGGGCUUGCGAGCGGCUGCCUGCGCUCUAUCUGGCGCGGCCGGAGAAUGCCGGCGCCUGCUGCCUGGGGCUGCUGGAUGAGCUGAGCCGUGUGCUCGAGGCCGGGACUCUGCCCCACUAUUUUCUGAGCGGCCGAAAGCUCUGGGCAGGGGACAGCGCGGCUGCGCUGCUUAUGGCGUUGGCCCGGCUUCGUGGGGACCCUGCCCGGGCCCUGUGCGCCACGGUGGAGGAGGCCAAGACUGCGCGCAAGGGGGGCGGCUUAGCUGGUGUGGGAGGCGGGGCCCAUUAAGGACUUCUACCAGCAUGGAAAGUCCCUCACUUGGGAGACACUGAGCACCCUGGACCCAAAAUUCCGUUCAAGAAGGCAUCCUUGCGGUUCCUCCCCAUCAUUCCACUCGCCUCGCGCUCCAUCCGGGGUACAGGUCUUUCCCGUCUGGACUCUCUGCUCUCCAAACCUGUGGCCAGCAUCCCUCUUGCCCUAGUAUAGCCUCUAGCAACUAUCUUCCCCCAAUUCUUACCGUCUCUUCGGAGUCUAUAGGCGGGAGGGGGAGGAUAAGUGGAAAGGAGAGCGGUAUGGAGAUCAGAGACAGACUAAUUCGUCUCACACAAAAGCAAUCAUAUUAAGGAGGCCGGAUUUCGCCCCAAGCUAGAUCUCGACUCCCUCCCCCCAGUCUCUUCAGUUAUUACCUCCACUUUCCUCAGUUCUGUCCUCCCAUCCUGGGCCGUAGGGUCCCUUCACUCUCUGGGUGCUCACCCUUCCAUUGAUCUUAAGCCCCAUCUCCCUCCCCUCAUCCAGGGUUCCAUUCAAUGGAGUCACCUUGGUUCCUCCUCCUCUGAACACCCAGAUAUGCGGCCCUGCCUCAGCUCCCCCUGCCUCUAAGUCCAUCCCCACUCUCUGCCUCUAAGGAACCCCAGGGUUCCUACCGCCCAACUUAACCCCCUUUUCCUGGCGUCUCCGCCCCCUGCCCCGCCCCCAGGCUGGCUCUUGGGGAAGCGCGAGCUGCGGUUGCGAUUGCCGCGGCCGCCUCAGCUUCCCACUGUCGCUGCUGCUACUGCUGCCGCCUCUACCGCCGCUGCACUUGGUCCAGCCGCCAGGCCGUGCUCCGAUUUUGCCGGACCAGGGCGCUCUGCGGGGACACCUUCACUCUUCCGGGGGCCCAGGACGCCUAGCCAGGCGCGGAGGGAAGCUCCGUUUGCGGGGGACAGGGAGGGAGGAGCCUGGAACCCGGGCCAGCACCACCCGUCGCGGGAUCUACAAGACAGGACAGGUGGAGGGGCGUCGGGGGAAAGGGGGUUGCUAUAGGUAGUCCCGGGGAGGAGGAGGAAGCCCUGUAGCAGUGAUGCGCUCAGACUUGUAGGGGGCCUGUUCACAUUUGGGAACUGGUGACAUGAGCGCACUCUUUUGCGGGGCUGGUUGGAUUGGAGGGGGUGGGAUCUAAACAGCACCAGCUGUUCCUGAGGAAAUUAAGGGGGGCCAGAGAGAAAAAAAAACCACCACCAAAACGGAUGCUCCUUAUUUCCAGGUUGACAGAGGGCC
Messenger RNA from Myotis daubentonii (Daubenton's bat), 3188 nucleotides. It is a transcript of the gene TMEM102, whose product is annotated as transmembrane protein 102. The record is from RefSeq and is a predicted model, not a curated record. NCBI's taxonomy places the organism in Eukaryota, Metazoa, Chordata, Mammalia, Chiroptera, Vespertilionidae.